This is a messenger RNA of Glycine soja, 3171 nucleotides long. Its product is annotated as mitochondrial substrate carrier family protein C-like. Lineage: Eukaryota; Viridiplantae; Streptophyta; Magnoliopsida; Fabales; Fabaceae. The transcript has 7 exons. Gene Ontology annotation, molecular function: S-adenosyl-L-methionine transmembrane transporter activity; calcium ion binding. Gene Ontology annotation, cellular component: mitochondrial inner membrane. The coding region runs from base 472 to 2913 and encodes 813 amino acids. The record is from RefSeq and is a predicted model, not a curated record.
UAAAAGCAUAAAAAGUAAAUAAGCCUUCACAGUUCUAUGGUUCUCAUUCUGCUUCUUGGUACUUGAUGUUCUUCUUCUUCCUCUGCCAUCCAUAUCGGGUUCAUAACGCAAACUCUGUCCAAAAUCACCGCUUGAUGCUCUUUAUCUUUUCCAAUCUUAUCCAAAUUCUUCCCUUCAAUUCUCUUCACUCUUUUUUCUGCGCCGAAAUGGGUCUAAUCUUGAAUAUAAUCUUGAAUCAUAAUGUGCAAUCUUCAUCGGUUACGUGUCCUUAAAAUUGGAUUCUUUUCUAUCCAUGAGUUCAAUUGGGUUAUCCGUUUCAAUCCAGUUUUCGUAACAGUUUGAUACACACACUCAUAUAUAUAUAUUCUCUGUUGAUUUUGAUUUUUUUUUUCUUUUUGGGCACUUUCACGUUUUCUUUCUGAUAAGGGGGUAGAAAAGAAGGCUGCGACUUUUUCAAAGGGUUGAUUAGAAAUGGUGUCAGGGAGCGACCCAGUUGAGUCUUUUUUCAAUUCCGUUCAAGUUGUGAAGGAUUCGCUGUCGCCACUUGAAGUGGGUAUUCGCAAGGCGGCGAAGGAUCUUGAGCAUUGUUUGGCAGGGUCAAAGAACAAGGUAAACAAUGGUGUUUGUUUGAUUGCCCCAGUGAGGGAAAGUGGUGCAUUUCAGAUCUGUGAUGUGAAGAAGAAGAAAGGUUUGUCAAUGAAGGUUCCCUUGAAGGCUUUCUGGGGCAUGUUUUCACAGAAUUCAGGGAAUGGUAAUGGUAAUGGUAGUAGUAAUAUUAGAGCUCAAGUGGGCAAGGAAGAUGGACCCUCUUGCACCAAUUGCUUGCAGUUUGCUGUGACUUGGUCUUUGUUGGUUAAUGGAUUCCUUCAGUCUCUGCCACUUCCUUUCAAAUCUGGGAAGAAGAAGUGUCAGAAAGUGUGUGAUGAAGACAAGCUGUGUUCUUGCAUGAAGCCUACUGUUUCAUCAUGUGAGGUGAAGCAGAAUGAAUCCAAGGGGGGUCAGUUUGGUAGAGCAGUUAGGGAGAAGGGUGUGAGGAAGAAGGAUGGGAAAAAUGUUUCACUUGAGUGCCUUAUAGGUUUUAUCUUUGAUCAGCUAUCUCAGACUCUUCAGAGUCUUGAUCAUCAUGGGGUGCAAGAUAAUAAUGAUGACCUUGACAAUGGGAAAACUAGUCUGCCCCAACCUUCUUUUUCUCAUUUUGGUCAUGUGAAUGCACUCGCAGGUUUCUUGGAGGAGCACAAAGUAUAUGUGAAUAGCUUCUUGGGGAAUUUGAGGUUUGCAAAGGUGGGUGGUGUGCCAUCAAGUGUGCCUGGAGAAGAAAGCCCUUCAACUAACGGAGAGGGAGAUAUUAGUAGUGACAAUGGUAAUGGUAAUAAUGAAAACAAGGAUGAAACCGGAGGAAAUUCGCCGCAGAAGGUUGCCAACAACAUAUUCAGUAUUCCUCUCUCGAAUGUGGAGCGUCUAAAGUCGACACUUUCCACAGUUUCAUUGACAGAAUUGAUUGAACUGCUACCGCAGCUGGGGAGAACAUCUAAAGACCAUCCUGAUAAGAAGAAACUAAUCUCGGUACAAGAUUUCUUUAGAUACACAGAAGCUGAAGGGAGGAGGUUCUUUGAGGAGUUGGAUAGAGAUGGGGAUGGCCAAGUAACUCUGGAAGAUCUAGAAGUUGCAAUGAGAAAAAGAAAGCUGCCACGAAGAUAUGCUAAAGAAUUUAUGAGCCGUGCUAGAAGUCACUUAUUUUCCAGGUCUUUUGGUUGGAAGCAGUUCUUAUCAUUAAUGGAACAGAAGGAGCCAACAAUUCUUCGUGCAUAUACUUCUCUAUGUCUAAGCAAGUCAGGGACACUGAAGAAAAGUGAAAUAUUGGAAUCACUAAAGAAUGCAGGACUCCCUGCAAAUGAAGACAAUGCUGUUGCUAUGAUGCGAUUUCUGAAAGCAGAUACAGAAGAAUCUAUUUCAUAUGGACAUUUCCGCAAUUUCAUGCUUCUACUUCCCUCCGAUCGUCUUCAAGAAGAUCCUAGGAGUAUUUGGUUUGAAGCUGCGACAGUAGUUGCUGUUCCACCAGCUGUUGAAAUUCCUGCUGGAAGCGUUCUGAGAUCUGCAUUGGCAGGUGGCCUUUCUUGUGCCCUGUCAUGUGCGUUACUGCAUCCAGUUGAUACCAUUAAGACUCGAGUACAAGCAUCAACAAUGUCCUUCCCUGAAAUAAUUUCUAAGCUGCCAGAGAUUGGAAGGCGGGGUUUAUACAGGGGCUCAAUCCCUGCAAUUCUUGGACAGUUUUCGAGCCAUGGCUUGCGAACUGGGAUAUUUGAAGCAAGUAAAUUGGUGUUGAUAAAUGUUGCUCCUACACUGCCAGAACUCCAGGUACAAUCUGUGGCAUCAUUCUGUAGCACAUUUUUGGGAACAGCUGUGCGGAUCCCCUGUGAAGUGUUGAAGCAGAGGUUACAGGCUGGUCUUUUUGACAAUGUGGGUGAGGCUUUUGUUGCGACUUGGGAGCAGGAUGGUCUUAGGGGUUUCUUCCGUGGAACCGGAGCUACCUUGUGCCGUGAGGUUCCAUUUUAUGUUGCUGGCAUGGGGCUUUAUGCUGAAUCUAAAAAGGUUGCAGAACGACUACUAGAGCGGGAACUCGGUCCCUUGGAAACAAUUGCUGUUGGAGCUUUAUCUGGUGGCUUGGCGGCUGUUGUUACAACGCCGUUUGAUGUCAUGAAAACUAGAAUGAUGACUGCACAGGGCCGAUCUGUGUCAAUGACCUUGAUAGCCUUCUCCAUACUAAAACAUGAGGGACCCCUUGGCUUGUUCAAAGGAGCAGUACCCAGGUUCUUUUGGAUUGCUCCUCUAGGUGCUAUGAACUUUGCAGGUUAUGAGUUAGCAAAGAAGGCCAUGAAUAAAAAUGAGGAGGGCAAGGCAGGCAGUUCAGAGUAAUAUAUCUAGUUACCUGGGAUUUUGUGUCACACAGCAACCAAAUGUUUGGUUGAAUUUUUGAGUUUAUUGCAGUAAUCAUUGGAAUAAGGCCAUUGAUGCUGCUCUGAAAAUACACAUUUUGUUUCCUUUGUUCAUUUUCUACUUCUAUGAUAUUGCCCUUUGUAGCAGCAGAAUUAAAAAAUAUAUUACAUCAUAUAUUUACAAACUAAAAAGAUUCAAUUUAUUUCUUUAUCUAUUGUACAGAUUUUAAAUUUUUAA